AUGUAUAAGAAGACUGAUUUUGACUCCUGUGGAAAAGGGAGUUUUGACUUACAGAGAAGAGAUGAUGAAGAGAGCGACUCCGAUGAUGAUUCUGAUGAUGAGACUGAUUAUGAGGGCAUUAGCGAUGAUGAGCCCGAAGCAGAUCCUGUGGAUGUCUUCAACCACAUGUACAACACUGUCUUAAACCAUGAAUACAACUGGUCCUAUGCAGGAAUCACUCUGUUAGUUUACUGGGUCAGUGGCCAAGAUCCAAAGGUCAUAAAGAGCGUCAAAAGACAUUCAGAGCAAACUCUGAUAAAAAGACUAUCCGGCAUGUACAAGAAAGAAUUGAUGAGAGUAAGAGUUUACCUCAACAACUCACCGUGUGAAUACUGCGCACGCAUGCUGCUUGAUUUUCUAACGAGAAAAAGACAAGUGCAAUUAACAAUAUACGCUGCCAGUCUUUAUAAGAUAAAACGGCGCUCGUGCAUAACGAAGGGGGAGCCACAUGUCCACGGAUUGAAAAAGAGGCUCAGCGAUAAAAAUACCAAGGGUUUGAAAAAGUUAAUGGAUCACAAGCGAUGUAAAGUAAAGGCUUUUACAGAGAAAACUUGGAAGGAUCUGCUGGAUGCCCUGGACAUCAAAUGGAAGAAGUUCGAAGAGGUCUACCAGACCAGAGAUGUUGAGGAUGAUAGGAGUAGAAGAGAAGAAGAUCUUCAUAUCAAAGAGGAUUUAAAACAUAUCGAUGAAGAAGAAAACUAGAAAAAUGUAACAAAGUGCAACACAAAUACAGCGAAUAUUCUUUUACUGAAAUCAUGCUUCCAUUGAAGCCAUUUCCAUUUUCUGUAUCUUUCAUAUUAUACGUAUUUUUAUGUACGAAAUAACGUUUAGAGCGAAUCAAACCUGGUUCUUUAUGAAGUACAUGUACAUAGAAAAAUAUUCUACAUACACCCAUUAUUGUGAUUGAAAAUAAAAAUAAAUUACUAUUAAAAUUUAUCUAAAAAAAAUCGUUCAGAUAUAGAAGAUACGUGAUUUGAUCAAAACCUUCGCGAUCUAUCUCUGUAUGUAUAUAAAUACAAUUCACAUCAAAAUGAAAUUUGGCAAAUAUUUUCUAUA
Messenger RNA from Saccostrea echinata, 1095 nucleotides. RefSeq lists its product as uncharacterized. Gene Ontology annotation, molecular function: zinc ion binding; RNA binding; cytidine deaminase activity. Gene Ontology annotation, biological process: negative regulation of single stranded viral RNA replication via double stranded DNA intermediate; defense response to virus; cytidine to uridine editing. The transcript is spliced from 4 exons. Gene Ontology annotation, cellular component: P-body; nucleus; cytoplasm. The record is from RefSeq and is a predicted model, not a curated record. Bases 1 to 741 code for a protein of 246 amino acids. NCBI's taxonomy places the organism in Eukaryota, Metazoa, Mollusca, Bivalvia, Ostreida, Ostreidae.